Molecule: messenger RNA, 2088 nt
Organism: Populus euphratica (Euphrates poplar)
Lineage: Eukaryota; Viridiplantae; Streptophyta; Magnoliopsida; Malpighiales; Salicaceae
Product: CMP-sialic acid transporter 3-like
Exons: 16
Coding region: 383-1594 (403 amino acids)
Biological process (GO): pyrimidine nucleotide-sugar transmembrane transport
Cellular component (GO): Golgi membrane
Molecular function (GO): pyrimidine nucleotide-sugar transmembrane transporter activity
Source: RefSeq, a predicted model, not a curated record
UUUAAUAAAAACAGUAAAUAAAAUAAUACUAAUUAAGGAAAGAAGAAGGAACCGGGAGCCGUAGACAGUAGAGAGCCUUGAGAGCGGAGAAGCGGCGAGUGACGGUUACAUUUCACCAUUAUCUUCUUUUCACUAUUCUAUAUAAUAGCGUAACAUAAAUAAGACAACAUCAAUAAUAAAAAUUCUACUUCCGUCUCUCUCUCUUUCAGCUAUCAUCAAACCAAACAGAGAGACAAAACUAAACUCUUUACUUUGCUUUUCAUGAUAAAUUUAUAAAUUAUGGUUUCUGAAUUCUGAUCUACCGAAGGCAGAUUUCUCUUCCUCUCUCCUUCACAUUCGCCGUUUUCAUUUCUGCAAGAUCCAACUCACUCAAGGAGAAGACAUGAUAGAAUGCAGUGAAUGCCACUCGAAAAUCUCAGCAAAUAAUAAUAACAGUAAAGCAGUAGCGAGAGCAUACGAUAGACAUAGAAGCGAUGUGUCGUCUAAAGCACGCGUUCUUAAUCUUCUUUUGGUCGGUGGUGAUUGCAUCUUUGUCGGUCUCCAGCCUAUAUUGGUGUAUAUUUCAAAGCAUAAUGGGAAUUUCGAGUAUAGUCCUAUAAGUGUUAAUUUCCUCACCGAGACUGCAAAAGUUUUUUUUGCAAUCUUCAUGCUCUUGAUCCAGGCUCGGCAUAAAAAAGUUGGGGAGAAAUCUCUUCUUUCUUUCUCUACCUUUGUCCAGGCUGCUCGAAACAAUGUGCUUCUUGCUGUUCCAGCUUUCCUAUAUGCUAUUAACAAUUAUUUGAAGUUUAUUAUGCAGCUUUACUUUAAUCCAGCAACGGUGAAGAUGCUGAGCAACCUGAAGGUUUUGGUGAUUGCUGUGUUGUUGAAGGUGAUCAUGAAACGGCGAUUUUCAAUCAUUCAGUGGGAAGCUCUUGCUCUAUUGCUCAUUGGGAUUAGUUUGAAUCAGUUACAAUCUCUGCCUGCAGGCUCCACUGCAAUGGGUCUUUCAGUUGCAACGGGGGCAUACUUGUACACACUAAUUUUUGUUACUGUUCCAUCAUUCGCUUCAGUCUACAAUGAGUAUGCUUUGAAGAGUCAAUUUGAGACUAGCAUAUACCUUCAGAACCUUUUCCUGUAUGGGUAUGGUGCCAUAUUCAACUUCCUAGCCAUUCUUGUGACUGCCCUACUUAAAGGUCCAAGUACCUUGGAUAUACUACAUGGGCAUUCAAAAGCUACCAUGCUGUUGAUAUGUAAUAAUGCAGCACAAGGGAUUUUAUCUUCUUUCUUCUUCAAAUAUGCAGAUACAAUUUUGAAAAAGUACUCGUCAACAGUAGCAACAAUUUUUACUGGAAUAGCAUCUGCUGUGCUUUUUGGUCAUACCCUGACUAUGAAUUUUAUCUUAGGAAUCUCUAUCGUGUUUAUCUCCAUGCACCAGUUCUUUUCACCACUUUCAAAGGUUAAGGAUGAACCACAAAAUGGUAGUUCGGAAACGGGCGAUAGUCAGAACAACCAGAGAUCUAAGGAUUCAUCCUUCAUAAAUAUGGCAGCUGGAGCAAAUGACGAUGCUAGUCAUCGUGUUGAACAUGAUGAGAAGGCACCACUACUUCCCAUCUAGAGUUUGCAGUGGGGAUGAUCUUGGCGCGUACGUUUUUAUAGGGUGGAUUUAUCAAUACAGCUGAGAAGACUGCCAGUUUUAGCAACAGAAUGGAACAAAUGCUGUUAAAGAUAUUCUUUAUUUCAUUUCAGGAUUCCCUACACCAUUGCCGACGGGGACCCGCAGCAUCCACUGAGCGAGGGUCGCUAAUCAUCUUUGAACUUUGAAGUAUCGGGGGCAUUGUUGAUAAAGCCGGGUUUCUGAAACAGACAAGGAAAAGAACAAUCUUAUAGCGAGCUGUGGCAAAUUAUGUUAUCGUCCCCUUAUACAAUGCAGAAAGCUAUUAUUCUCAUCAGAUGCCUCUUCCAACAUGUGUUACUGUUUUUUUCUGUAACUUUUGGUGUAAAUGUCUUGGAUCAGUGCUCUCUGAAACAACAGUAUAGUGCAUGCUCGGAGGUAUAUAUAUUGGAUUUCUGAGACUCUUCGUGUUUAUUUUAAAUUCCAGUUUUUGAGCA